AUGGCAAAACAGUUGCUACCACCGCUUCCGGGCACCGAGUAUAAUAUGUUAGUCAGCCAUGUUCCAUUUAAUAAAACAGCUAUUGACAGAGUGAUUCGAAAUGCCACCUACAUAACAAUAUUACGACAUCCAGUAGCUACUUACGAGUCAAUAUUUGGAUAUUUUAAAUUUGACAAAUAUUUUAAGAUUGAACGCAAUAAUACUAGUGAUGAUCCAUUUGAAACUUUUCUGUCAAAUUCCGAUGAGUAUUUUAGAAAUGUUAAAGAUUCUUACUUCAAAACAUUACUAAGAAAUAGACAAAUGUUUGAUGUUGGACUUGAACUGAAAAAUUAUAACAAUGAAAGUCUCGUGGAUAAUGUAAUACAACAAGCGUCGAACGAGUUCGAUUUGGUAAUGAUUGCUGAGUAUUUUGACGAAUCGCUUGUUUUGUUAAAGAAUCUACUCUCUUGGGAUUUUGAAGAUAUUCUGUAUUUAGAGAAAAACAAGAGAAACAACAAUCUACGUUUUCAGAUCGAUAGUCGGAAACGUCAGCGAAUAUUGGAAAUAAAUGAGGCAGAUUACAAACUAUACCAACACUUCAAUAAAACAUUCUGGAAUAAAGUUGAGGCUUAUGGCGAUGGCUUUCAUGAGGACGUGGCUACAUUUCGAGGUAUGUUACAGAAGAUGCGAACUGGGUGUGUAGACGAAGGAAAAUUUGUAAUCGACAAUAAAAAUCGUAGGAAUUCCACGCUUCUGAAAAAUAACGCGCCCACUUAUUGUCCCAAAGUAAACAGAGAUGAUUUUGCCUUCCUUGCUGUACGACAACAAAGUUGGAUACUACAGACCAACACGGCACCACCAGGAAAUCGAGAUACAACUUAUAGUGAAGAAAAAUGA
Molecule: messenger RNA, 876 nt
Organism: Saccoglossus kowalevskii
Lineage: Eukaryota; Metazoa; Hemichordata; Enteropneusta; Harrimaniidae
Product: galactosylceramide sulfotransferase-like
Biological process (GO): glycolipid biosynthetic process
Cellular component (GO): membrane
Molecular function (GO): galactosylceramide sulfotransferase activity
Source: RefSeq, a predicted model, not a curated record